This is a messenger RNA of Brassicogethes aeneus, 1070 nucleotides long. The record is from the annotation of a GenBank genome assembly. NCBI's taxonomy places the organism in Eukaryota, Metazoa, Arthropoda, Insecta, Coleoptera, Nitidulidae.
UGCGCAUGUGCACAUGAACAACAACUUUUUGGUUUGUUUAUCUUUCGUGGUGCAAAAGUGUUUUUUGUCGAGGAAAAGUAAAUGCGUUUUGAGGUAGAAAAAAACAGUUGAGAGUUGGAAAGGCGACUGGAUGUUUUGCUGUUGUUCUUAUAGGGAGGACAGAGGCAAAGGUCCGAUGGCUGCUAUAAGGAAAAAAUUGGUGAUUGUUGGUGACGGGGCAUGUGGAAAAACGUGCCUUUUGAUUGUGUUUAGCAAGGACCAGUUUCCUGAGGUGUACGUGCCGACCGUGUUCGAAAAUUAUGUUGCGGACAUCGAAGUGGACGGCAAGCAGGUCGAGUUGGCGUUGUGGGAUACGGCCGGACAGGAGGACUACGACCGUUUGAGGCCCCUUUCCUACCCGGACACUGACGUCAUCCUUAUGUGCUUUUCCGUCGAUUCUCCCGACUCCUUAGAGAACAUACCGGAAAAAUGGACACCGGAAGUUAAGCACUUCUGCCCAAAUGUGCCAAUAAUCUUGGUAGGCAACAAGAAAGAUCUGCGCAGCGAUCCGUCAACCAUUAACGAGUUAAAAAAGAUGAAACAGGAACCUGUAAAACCACAGGACGGCCGCUCCAUGGCCGAAAAAAUUAACGCGUUCGCUUACUUGGAGUGUUCGGCCAAAAGCAAGGAGGGCGUCCGAGAAGUUUUCGAGAACGCCACGCGCGCCGCAUUACAGGUGAAAAAGAAGAAGAAACAUCGUUGCGUUUUGUUUUGAACCAGCAAUAUAUUUUAUAUUAUUAUUAUUCUAAUCGUUAUUCGUGUUUAAUCAUUUUUAAAGGGGCUUUUGCAUGUAUCGACUAACUAACAAAAUAAACCCCUUUUAUUUUGUCUUUAGUUCUGUUUUGUUUACGAAUCCUUUCCUAUCACGUGGACAACGCACCCAAACAAACACAAUGCUGCAUUGCUAUUUUGCAUAUCAUGUUGACAUGAUGAUGGCACCAUGGUGGCAUGAUAACAUAAUGUUGGUAAGAUUAUGGCAUCAUGGUGGCAUAAUGUUGGUAUUUACCUAAUAUAUAUAUAUAUAUAUAUUA